This is a messenger RNA of Monodelphis domestica (gray short-tailed opossum), 2356 nucleotides long. RefSeq names its product TRAF3 interacting protein 3 (gene TRAF3IP3). NCBI's taxonomy places the organism in Eukaryota, Metazoa, Chordata, Mammalia, Didelphimorphia, Didelphidae. The record is from RefSeq and is a predicted model, not a curated record.
AUUAUGUAAUCAGAGUAAGUGGUUAAAUAGGAGAUAAGAGCACAAAACAGAUAAUGUAAACUAGUUUCAAUCUGAAUAUAUAGUCAUUACAUAUCCAAAACAACUAAAAUGAAUUAGUUCCUGGACUUCUCAUCUACCUAUUAAUGUUUACAUAGUCAGAUGCAUCUUCCUUUGAUUAUCCUGAUGGAACAUCAUUUGGACGUCUAGGGAAAUUAAGACAAUGCUGGUUGGUGGCCAUUUUAAUGACAAGAACUACUGAAAAAGAAAGGUCGGUGGAGGAGGGAAAUGUCAUCAAGGAUUGGAACGGCGGAUUGAAAACCCCAAACUUCACCCAUUUCUCUUGCCCCAUCUGAGACCAGUGUCGAAUUUGAUCCUCUAGAGAACCAGAAUGUUAAGGCCCCAACAUUGCUGCUACUCAGAAUACUUCCUUCUGCUGCUGGCCUGAAAGCAUCUGAAACAAAAAGCUGGCUCUAGGAUAAAGCUGCUGACCUAGGAACCAAAGGCCAAUCAGAACAAGUCAAUAAGGCAUCAUGAUCCACCUAGAUUCCAUUCCGACAGCCAGCCCAGCUCAGGGUGCUGAGACCUAUGAGGCCAAGUGUGAGCGUCGACAAGAGAUCCGAGAGAGCCGCCGCCACCGACCCAACAUGACUACGUGCCGCCAGGUGGAGCGGACCAAAAGGAGACCUCCCAGUCAUCAGACCCAGAGCCCCCGUCAACAGCAAUUUCUGAAGAGAAGGAACUUGGAGGUAGAAGAAAGGAAGGUGAAAAGCUCAUCAUCUGAGACCUCAGAGCUCUUAAGAAAGGAAGGCCAGGAAAGUAACCUAAAGGUAUCCAAACUCUACAGCAGCAUGAAGUCAUCCUCUGGACAACAGGAAUUUGAGACCAGCACCACGUUUUUUUCAAUCCAACACCAUCCUCUCCCAGGAGACCACAGGGAUCCAUCUGAUCAUCCUUCCACUUGUGAAGACUUGCCAGUGGAGGUUAUAGUCAAAAAGCCACUCACACUCCAUCAAGGUACACAGACAGAAUCAUUAGGAGAACAACUGACAAUUAAAAAUGAUGCUAGCCAGCAAACCAAUUGCGGAAUUGCAGUCCUAGAUAAGGAUAUUAUCCAACUUUCUGACUACCUCAAAGAAGCCCUGCAGAGAGAGCUGGUUCUGAAGCAGAAGAUGAUGGUUCUCCAAGAGCUUCUGGCUACACUCCUUCAAACUUCUGACAGGUCUUGGAAGGGACAGCUGAAUGAGGACAGGCUGAAGAGCAAACUGAGAUCCCUGGAAAACCAGCUGUAUGCCUCUACCCAGAAAUACUCCAUAGAAGGUGCAAGAAAGGUCCUCCUGGAAAUGGAGGACCAGAAGCAGAAUUAUGAGCAAAAGGCAAAGGAGACCCUUCAGAAAUUAUUGGAAGAGAAAACAGCUGUGGAGCAGCAGCUAGAGAGCACUCAGAGGUCCCUGGCCACGGCAGAGCUAAAGUGUGAGCAGUGGAGGGAACAGUAUGAGACUCUGAAGGAAGACUGGAGAGACCUGGGGGCCAAGCACAGCGAAUUGGAAAGUCAGCUCUAUGUUCUACAGUCCAAAUUGCAGGGAGCAGACAGUCGAGAUUUACAGCUAAACCAGGCAUUACAUCUUCUGGAACGUGAACACCAGGACCUCCAGACCCAGAUUGACCGCCUGCAGGAAGAAAGAGAAAUGGACUGUUCCAAUGUCAAUGACCUACAAGGCCAACUACAAAGGUCCGAAGAAGAGAAACUUGCCCUGAAGGCUACAGUCCAGCACUUGCAGAGUCUUCUCCAGAGCCAGUCUGAAGAGUCUCCCACCCAAGAGGAAUUUAUGCCAGAGAAAGGUCAGACUGAUCCUACACGGAGUUCAACCCCCACCCAUCUGGAAGAGAAAUCCGAGGGUUCAGGGGAGGAGAGAGAAAAGGAACUCGGGGAGCAGCUGCAAGAGAGGACUUUGCAGCUCCAAGAAAAAGAGAAGGAGUGUGAAGAAUUACAUUUGGAGCUGGACAGCAUGAUUGACGAGUACCUCUCCUGCCUCAACAAGCUGCAGCAGUGCCGGGAAGAGCUGAACCGUGGCCAAAUGCCACCCCACAGGAGACAAUAUGGCCUGUGCUUCCCUGUGCUGAUAGUAGUGAUUGCCACAGCAUUAGCAGCAUUUCUGGCCAACAUAGAUACCCGGGUGGUCUGAAUGCCCUGAAACAUCUGGAAAGGAGAAAUGCCUUGAGAGGAGAGUCAGUGAAAUGACAGAAGAUUCAAAGAGUUUUUUGUUUUGUUCCUUUUCAUGCUUCUGGGGGGAGAGCCUGGCCCAUUAUGGGGACUAAUUAAAGAAUAAACCAAUAAAAUCUACCAGAUUGUAUACUA